This is a messenger RNA of Drosophila rhopaloa, 3642 nucleotides long. RefSeq names its product ras-related protein Rab-3 (gene Rab3). The coding region runs from base 543 to 1205 and encodes 220 amino acids. The transcript is spliced from 6 exons. Gene Ontology annotation, cellular component: plasma membrane; endosome; synaptic vesicle. Gene Ontology annotation, biological process: protein localization to plasma membrane; regulation of exocytosis; protein secretion. Gene Ontology annotation, molecular function: GTPase activity; GTP binding. NCBI's taxonomy places the organism in Eukaryota, Metazoa, Arthropoda, Insecta, Diptera, Drosophilidae. The record is from RefSeq and is a predicted model, not a curated record.
AUCGAUUUUCAGGAAAAGCAGCAGCAGCAGGGAAACUGUGUGGGCAGCAGCAGCCAGUCAGUUAGUCAGUCAGCCAGGUUGAAACAGUUAAAUUAUGAAAACGUAUACAAAACUGGCCCGAUUUCGCCGCAGCACUCAAUUCGCCGCCUGAGAGCGAACGAAAAAUUGUGUGUCCUUUGGAGUCGACGUGUCGAAGCGAAAAGGUAAAACAGUGGCAUUGCAUCUGCCUCCGCAAAAUAAUUGAAACACUGCAGCCAGCAAAUUCCUGGCCAGACGAGUGUGUCGCGGGCGUGUGAAUAAUUGAUUGGCACAAGGAGCUGCCAUUAUCGAUUUGUGUGUAUGUGCGAGCAACAACACUGCGGACCACUCACCCACACGUCAACAACAGCAGGAUAGAUUCGCGUGGCAGCAGGAUCUGCAGCAGGAACAGCAACAGCAACACCAACUAAAACAGCAGCAACUGCAACAUCUGCAGCAGCAGCAGCAACAACAGCAACCGCAGCAACCUCAAGACAGACAGCGAACCGGUCUAAGCAGACAUAAUGGCGAGUGGCGGAGACCCCAAGUGGCAGAAGGAUGCUGCCGACCAGAACUUCGACUACAUGUUCAAGCUGCUCAUCAUCGGUAACUCCAGCGUGGGCAAGACCAGCUUCCUCUUCCGCUACGCCGACGAUAGCUUCACAUCCGCCUUCGUCUCCACGGUGGGCAUUGACUUUAAGGUGAAGACCGUCUUUCGGCACGACAAGCGCGUAAAGCUCCAGAUCUGGGACACGGCUGGGCAGGAGCGGUACCGAACAAUCACCACAGCCUACUACCGCGGUGCAAUGGGCUUCAUCCUGAUGUACGACGUUACUAACGAAGACAGCUUUAACUCGGUGCAGGAUUGGGUAACACAGAUCAAAACCUACUCGUGGGACAACGCCCAGGUUAUCCUGGUGGGCAACAAGUGCGACAUGGAAGACCAGCGGGUGAUCAGCUUUGAACGUGGUCGCCAGUUGGCCGAUCAAUUGGGUGUUGAAUUCUUCGAGACGUCCGCCAAGGAGAACGUGAACGUCAAGGCUGUUUUCGAGCGCUUGGUGGACAUCAUCUGCGACAAGAUGUCCGAGAGUCUGGACGCGGAUCCGACGUUAGUGGGCGGUGGCCAGAAGGGCCAGCGGCUGACGGAUCAGCCGCAAGGCACGCCCAAUGCCAACUGCAACUGUUAGAGCCCCGAUGGGAGGAUUGGAGGACAGAAGGAUCCUACUGCACCACAACAACCACAUCCGUAACAACCAUAGACAACAGAAUUUGAAACUAGCUAAUUAGUCAGCAUUGAACAGGGGAUUGCAGCUAAUCCUUCAGUAAGCCGACGACAACGGUUCGGAUACCGAUGAAAAGAUAAUGAUGAUAUAUAGGCGUGCAUCCUCUUUUUGAUAGGGGGUGGCAUUGUGUUUGUAUCGAUAUGUGUAUGUAUAUCCUUUGCGUUCGCUCGCCUCAGUGUAAAUGUCAAAUGUUAUUUAAUCCGAUGUUUGAAUUGUAAUUUGUAAUUGGUAAUUGGUAAUUUGUAACUUGUAAUUUAAUCGGCUGCCGCAGCGAGGAACCAUUUGUUGAGUGUGUGAAUUGUGUUGAAUUUAUUCGAAUUGAGAGAUCGAGAUCGAUAAAUUGAAAAAGAGCAAAGAAUUUAACGAAAGUCCGAUUUGACGGUGAUUCGGCACUAAUUAAGCAUGCACCCAGAGUGCUGAUAAAAGUCAUUUGAUUUGCGGCCCCACGAGACGGGGUCAGGAGGUCAGUCAGCACGAGUAUUUCGAACCGUUCUCCACAUCCACAUGUAUAUAAGCUGGCUAAACUGUACAGUUUGAGAUGCUUGACGAAACGCACAAAGCUAGCGAAUCGGUGAAAUCGACAGACAACUAACUAUAGCAACACUAUCCCACACACCCAUGUAUAUGUAUGGAUACACACAAGCAAAGAGCACUGAACACACACACCCGGAAACGGAUAUAGUUAUACCCCGAAUCCUUGGCUUGGAGCAUUCUAGCAAACACAAACAAACCGGCUGAGUGGUAAGCCGUUAUUAUUAAAUAUUAUGAUUAUUAUUAUUAUGUACGUAUGUAUUUAUGUAUUUAUGUAGUGAAAUGGAAAAUUUUAAUGUGUUGCAAAUGAUAAAAGAAAUAUAUACAUCAAAUAUACAUGUAUCGCAUAGAGUACUACCCAGACCCAGAACUACAUAGAGGUAAUCGCAGUUUUCUGUUACCCGGAAACCCUAUCGAACACCUUCCGAGGGCCAGAGUGACAAUAACCCGCAGAAGAUCAGAACCACUGAGAUCCCCUCCCCCUCGAGGUCAGGCAACCGAAGUUGAUUUUCCCCCACCUCACCACCCACUUUUUGAUUUCCCCUACGAGACUGCUGCGAACUGAAUCCGGACUGCGAGUUACUUGAACCCACCGAGCCAGCUGAGAGAUCGGUGCAUUUAAUUUGCCAGCCCUCCCGACACCCACAUUCCGAACCCAACACCCCUUUUAUAUGCACACACCACCCACUUUUCUACCUGUAUACCAUAUGGUAUAUGCUAUACAAGGCUUUCCUUUGUUACCGCUUUAAUGACACAACAAACCGCUGCCGUGACUUAAUUUGAACGAAGAUUAAGCGGGGACAAGGACUUUGACUUUGGGGGCUAAAACUGCUGAAUCUGAAUAUGUAACUGAAUAUAUAUAUAUAUGUAUUUGCCAAUGCUCGUUAAUGUUAAAUAUGUGUACAAGCAGAGUUUCACUUGAAUUACGAUUAAAUUAAAGGCAUAUCGCUGUAUUAUAAAUACCCAAAAACGAAGACAAAACGAAAUGGAAAACCGAACCCGCACCCAGAAAAAUGCCAGGUAAAUCCACACGAAUUGCACAACGAGUUGCUAAGUGCUAGAGAGGGAAAGAGGGGAAGGGAACUGGGAUAUGGGAUAUGGGAUAUGAGAAGGAAAGAUUAUGGAGGAGAUUCUAUAUGAAAAUGCCUUAAGCCAGCGACGCAGGUCGCUGAUUGGUCUUUUUGGCAUUCGAACUGUUUUGUAAAAUAAUUAAUCAUACAACUUGCAUAACCACCUCUUCAAGUAUUUGUCUUUGUAUUCCUGUGUGGAUUCGCUUUUAGUCAAGCCCCAGUUAAAUAAUCCAACCCAAUUAAACUAAACCGAACUUAACUAAAACUAAAACUAGACCGGAGUAAAAUCAAAGCAAAUAACACAAAUGUAAACGAGAAACAAUUGUUGAUGAAUUCGUGCAUAGGCAUAACGCAAACAUUUUUGCGCUACAUUGUUGUCAUUUAAACCAAUACUUAGCAUAUUGAUUAUUGCAUUGUGUACUCAGCUAAACCAAAUAUUUGUAAACCCUAUGAAAACAAUUCCAACUCCAAACAUAAUGGCAUUAUUUGUAUUCGAUUUGAAUUGCAACAAGAAUAACCCAACUAGGAAAUGUAUACAAGAACGUCAAAAUAAAAUAAUUCAAUAUAUUAUUCAAUGAUGGUUUUUAAACACUAACACACAUCUGCAUACCCGUACUUAUGAGGAUACUAACAUAGAUAUACAGAUACACACAUAUAUACAUAAUAUACACAUAAUGGUAUUGAAAUUAUUGUAUUCCCAUAAUAAAAUAUAUGCAAAAGGUGUAUGGUAAAACAAAGAA